AUGCUUCACCAUAUACCCAGGUUUCGAUGUCAGUGCCAACACCACACCUGUGGGGAGACGUGUGAUCGCUGUUGUGCUGGGUACAAUCAGAGACGCUGGCAGCCAGCCACGUGGGAGAAAGGCAAUGAGUGUGAAGCAUGCAACUGCCACGGUCAUGCCAUCGACUGCUACUAUGAUCCAGAUGUUGACAGGCAGCAGGCAAGCUUGAAUAGCCAAGGCAUCUAUGCAGGUGGAGGUGUCUGCAUUGAUUGUCAGCAUAACACAGCUGGUGUAAACUGUGAAAAGUGUGCUAAGGGUUAUUACCGCCCUUAUGGUGUUCCAGUUGAUGCCCCUCAUGGCUGCAUUCCUUGCAGCUGUAAUCCUGAGCAUGCGGACGACUGUGAGCAGGGCUCAGGCCGCUGUACCUGCAAGCCAAAUUUCCAUGGAGACAAUUGUGAGGAGUGUGCAGCUGGAUACUACAAUUUCCCAUUUUGUUUGAGGUGUGACUGUGACUGGGAAGGAGUUCUCCCUGAAAUAUGUGAUGCCCAUGGAAGAUGCCUGUGCCGCCCUGGGGUUGAGGGCCCUCGGUGUGAUGCCUGCCGCACAGGUUUCUACUCAUUCCCUAUUUGCCAAGCCUGCCAGUGUUCAGCCCUUGGCUCCUACCAGACGCCCUGCAACCCAGUGACUGGACAGUGUGAAUGCCAGCCGGGAAUUACAGGACGGCGGUGUGACAGGUGCCUCUCAGGAGCCUAUGACUUCCCCCACUGCCAAGGCGCCAGCAAUUCCUGUGACCUAGCCGGUACCUUCGACUCCAGCUUGGGGUAUUGCCAGUGCAAGCUUCAUGUUGAAAGUCCUAUGUGCAGCAUCUGCAAACCAUUGUAUUGGAACCUAGCCAAAGAAAACCCCAAUGGAUGUUCAGGUCAAGGUGUCAGUGCGACAUUGGUGGAGCAAUCACCCCCAUGUGUAGUAGUUCCUCCGGAGUAUGCCAGUGUCGAGAGCAUGUCGUGGGGAACGCUUGCCAGCGGUCAUGGAGUGACCUACGGCAACUUUCCCGUGGGUGCAAAAAGCUAUGUUAGAGCUGCACGCAUGAGGCAGGUUCCGGGGGCUGAACCUGCAAUUAAAAGUCACAGCAUGGAGGAGCUGGGCGGGCGCCUGGACCAAGGAGAGUCUGGUUCUGCUUCUUCCUCGGGACCCAUGAGUGUUCCACGUGGGGAGAAUGAAAUAAGGAUCAUGUUGAAUGUGGAAAAGUCAAGUCUCUCUUUGUUUCGUGCUAUUUUGAGAUAUAGUAACCCUGGAACUGAAGCGGCAUCUGGCCAUAUAACUUUUUAUCCAUCUUGGGCUAACGCAGGUGUUGCUCAAAGCAAAGAGAUCAUCUUCCUGCCAAGUAAGGAGCCAGCCUUUGUCACCGUACCUGGAAAUGGUUUGGCAGAUCCAUUUUCACUUGCACCAGGGACAUGGAUUGCUUGUAUUAAGGCAGAGGGAGUCCUCCUGGACUACCUGGUGCUGCUCCCCAGGGACUACUAUGAGGCCUCCUCACUGCAGCUGCCUGUCACAGAGCCAUGUGCCCACGAGGGACCUUCCCAGGCGAACCCCCAGACAGCCUCUGGAUUCUGUAAGAACUCCGCCAGGUCCCUGGUGGCCCUUUACCACAAGGGUGCGCUGCCCUGUCAGUGCCACCCCACUGGAGCUGUUGGCCAUCACUGCAACCCAGAGGGCGGGCAGUGCCUGUGCCAGCCCGGCGUCAUUGGGCGGCAGUGUACCCGCUGUCAAACGGGCUACUAUGGAUUUCCACACUGCAAGCCGUGCAACUGUGGCCGGCGCCUUUGUGAGGAGAUGACGGGGAAGUGCCUCUGCCCUCCGCGCACAGUCAGGCCCCAGUGUGAAGUGUGCGAGACACAUUCCUUCAGCUUCCACCCCCUGGCUGGUUGCGAAGGCUGCAACUGCUCCAGGAGCGGCACUGCUGCUGGGGCUGCCACACCAGAGUGCGACAGGGACCAUGGGCAGUGCAGAUGCAAACCCAGAAUCACAGGCCGGCAGUGUGACCUAUGUGCUUCCGGGUUUUACCACUUCCCUGAGUGCCUUCCCUGCCACUGCAACAGAGAUGGGACUAAGCCAGGGGUCUGUGACCCUCAGACUGGGGCUUGCCUCUGCAAGUUUGUGGAUAUGAUGGGCUGGCGCCUGGAGACUGGAGACGGAGUGGACAUCCCCGUCUCAUUCAACCCGGGCAGCAGCAGCAUGGUUGCAGACCUCCAGGAGCUGCCCUCAACCGUUCACAGUGCAUCCUGGGUCGCACCUUCUUCCUACCUGGGGGACAAGGUUUCCUCAUAUGGUGGCUACCUCACCUACCAAAUCAAGUCCUUUGGCCUACCUGGUGAUAUGGUUCUUCUGGAAAAGAUGCCAGAUGUGCAGCUCACUGGUCAGCGCAUGUCCGUCAUCUAUGAGGAGCUGAAUAACCCACGACCGGACCGGCUGUAUCAUGGGCGAGUGCAGGUGGUAGAGCAAAACUUCAGACAUGCCAGCAGCAGUGCCCCAGUGACUCGGGAAGAACUGAUGACGGUGCUGUCUAGACUGGAAGAUGUGCGCCUCCGAGGUCUCUUCUUCACCGAGACGCAGCGGCUCACCCUGAGUGGGGUGGGGCUGGAGGAGGCCUCUGACACAGGAAGUGGACGUAGAGCACAUCAUGUAGAGAUGUGCGCCUGCCCCCCUGACUACACUGGUGACUCAUGUCAGGUAGGAAAUUCUCCUAUUCCGUAG
Molecule: messenger RNA, 2733 nt
Organism: Hipposideros armiger (great roundleaf bat)
Lineage: Eukaryota; Metazoa; Chordata; Mammalia; Chiroptera; Hipposideridae
Product: laminin subunit alpha-3-like
Exons: 20
Coding region: 1-2733 (910 amino acids)
Biological process (GO): animal organ morphogenesis; tissue development; axon guidance
Cellular component (GO): basement membrane
Molecular function (GO): extracellular matrix structural constituent
Source: RefSeq, a predicted model, not a curated record